CAGAGGCAAGAGGGGUGGAGCUGGGGAGGGUCGGGCAGCCCCAGCACCUCAGGCUACUGCGCCUUGGUGGGGAACUCUCCUGUGGCUGCUGAUGAACACCCGGGCUCUGGUCUCCUGUAGACCUCCGCCCGGGCACGGGAGCAAGGGGAGGCUGCAGGCAGCUCCGGGGGCCUUGGUAGGAAGUUGGGAGGGUCGGGACAGUCCCUCUGGGGUGGCCCAAGCAGGGCACAGGGCGGGGAGCCAGGCUCUUCGGGGCCCCACCCCAGGCUGGCCCUGCACCGCAUCCUGCCUUCUCUCCCCACUGUGGGCCCAGAACUUGCCCCGUGGGGGCCGGGAAGCACCCACCACCCCCACCCCUAGCUGCUCUCAGCCAGAGCCCAGCUGGACUUGCAGGAUUGAUUUUCCAGCAAAAAACAACAGCAGAGAAACCCAAGAGCAGCUGCAUGAGCCCUCCCAGGCCUCCCCCCGCAGCCGGCACUCCCUGCAGCAAAGAAAACCAUCUGGCCACUGGGCCCUGAGCCCGGCGCCCGGAGGAGGACCUCUGCCUCGCUGAGCAGCUCUGCUCCCCAGGCUGGCCCUGGGCCUCUCCCGGCCUGACCCGCUCCCCUUGGCAUCAAGCCCCAGGAGGGAUGGGGUGGCCCGGCCAGGGCGUGGGUGUUCCCUGGCCCCUCUGAGCACCAGCACCUGGUGAGUCUACUCCUGCUUCCCCAAGCCCUUGACCACUCCCCUGGACAGCCUCAGCCACCCCCUGACCCGACCUUCAAACAGCGGCCAAGGGCUUCCCAUGUAGGGUCCGAAAACAUCCCUGAUAGGCAGGACAUGAGACUUGAACAAUAUAAGGUUAGGUGCAUCUGUAAUCGCGGCGCGUGGUUAGGCAGCCGGACCCUCUGGAGCAUGUGUAAGCGUGGCGCAUGCAAACAGCGGCUCUUCCGGGUGGCCUCUCUGCUGCCCUUUCUUUUUUAAAGCAGCUACUGACCCCGUUGGUCAGUGGUAGCAGUGUCUGUAGGAUCCCACUGUGGAGGGCUCGCCACUCACUCUCCAGGUCCCUGAUGCAAGCUGGCUCCAGCUGGGGGUGCCCACUGUGGGGACGCCGGAGCCAGCCGGGGCCAGGGCUAUGGACACUGGUGGGACGGAGGGUGUCGAGCAGCCAGACUCACCCACAUCCCUCCCAGCCCCUACAGGUGUCUAGGCCUCCGGCCUCCACCCCCUCUGUGUAGUGGGCAGUCACACCUGGCGGGGCCCGGCUGCCUGCCCAGACAGCAGGUUCUGAACAGCAGCCCUGGUGUCCCAGGUCAGCCUCUGCCCAGCCCCACAUUCACCUGACAGUGCCUCCCUGGCACUGCCCUGCACCUGCCCACACCUGCCCACACCAACUCCAGCCUCCUCCCCAUGCUCCCCACCCGCCCUGCACCUGCUCACACCUAACCCCAUCCACUCCCAAAUGACACCAUCCACCCCCACCCACCUCCAAUUGCCCCACACCUGCCCCACCCCUGCCCCCGCUGCCUCUUCUCCUGUCCCUAUCUCCUCCCACCCUCCAUGUGUCUCCCACCUAUCCCCUCACCUGCUCACACCUGCUCACACCUGUGUGCCCCUCACCUGUGCACUCAUGGUCAAAGCCAUCUGCUUUUACACCUACCCCACACCUGGGGUUCGCCUUAGACUGGGGUUUGUUCUCUGCUGUUGGUGGGGCCCCGGCUCUUCUGCCCCCUGAGGGAGACCUCACAGGGCAAGGCCGCUUCCCCACCAUAAGCCUCAGGCCCUGCCUCCCCUCUCCGCCUGCAGAGCUGAGCCUGGGGAGGCUCCUUCUAUUCCAAGAGCCCCACUCAGCCUGCUGGGUCCCCAUUCCCUGAGGAGCUGCUGCUUUUGCUGGGCGCCCCAGCCCUCCCACAGGGGACACAUCUGUCCUGGAGAGACCACCUAGGGAGGCAUUUGCUGUUGGUCCCUGCCCUGGGCCCUCCAGGUCACUCCCUCUUCUCGUCUGUCACAGCAUGGCCCUCUGGCCCCACAACCUGGGCUGCCGGCCUCCCCCUGCCCUGGCAGAGCAGUGGUGGGGCCAGACCAAGGGCUGACAACCGCCAGCCCCUUCAGCUCGGCCUAGGCCCACAGUCAGCCCAGGGGAGCUGGGGGCUGCGGCUGGGCAGGUGAGUGGCACCCGCAGACCCUGGGCAGGGCCCUCUACAGUCCUGGGUGCCCUGAGAGGCUGCUGGGGUCCGGCUGCUGCCCGCUGGCUCCCGUGGGGGCACACAUGAGGAGCAGGGAAGGGGGCAUCCUCCUGUUCAUGGCCCCAGGUCAGCCUUGGGUAGGGCAGGGUCACCCUGACAGCCCCCAGCCCAGUACCAGGGGAGGAGACCAGGCAGGAGAAGCCCUCCCUGGAAAUGCAAACCCAAUGCUGGGUGUGGCCUCCUCCCAAAAGCUCCGCCCCCCACCAUACUGGGGGUGGCCUCCUCCCAAAAGCUCCGCCCCCAACCCCCCACUCCCUGGUCAGGGUUGGGGGCCUGGAGGGAGACAGAGGCCAGGAGGCAGCCAGGGGAGCUAGGGGUGGGCAUCAGGGGCGGAGCAUGGCUUCCUGCGGCCCCAACCCCCAGGCCCGAGCGAGGAGGUCUCAGAGGCCCCUCCUGGACCUUUCUGCCCAUCCAAGCUGAGGGUCCCAGUUUGUCGGCCGAGGGCCUGCACAGCUUCAGGGGUGAGAGGGGCCCCUGGUGGGGCCUGGUCAGGUGUUUGUGGGUAGGGCAUCUGAAUGAGGGAGCGUGGGCGGGCCUGGAGGCCCUGGGGCCGUGGUGACGCCAGCAUCUCCCCUGAUCAACACCAAAUGAUGCCCCUCCCUGGGCCCCCACCCUCCCCAAGGCUGCCGCAGGCACUGCUGGCAAAAGCCUGGGAUGCUUGGGCUGGCAGCAGGGAAGGCCAGGCGGCUCCAAUGGGGCCUCUGGGGACAGGAUUGCGGGAGGCCAGGAUCCUCGUUUUUAACUCUGAACCUUAGCACCUCUGCAGGGUCCACCAGGUGCUGGGCACGGCUCUCCCUGGACAAAGCCCACAGCUCCACGGGUGCCAGCUGCAGUUCUAGUAAAGAUGUGGACAUGGAAACCGAGGGGCAGGGUUUGCCCCUGGAUGCAGCUGCUCCAAGGAGGUCCCAGCUCAAAGGUGCCUCCCCCGUGCCCAGUUCAGGCAUCGGGCCUCAGCCAGCGCCACCUCCUAUGUCCAGGAGCUCCAGGCAUGGCGUCUUCCCCAGGACCUCAGCCGGGUGCUGUCUCCACCCACAGCCAGUUCCUGUCCAUGUGCCCCCAGGGCCCUGCCCUGUGCAAAGUCUGGUCAGCGUUACGGGGAGGGCGUGGCGAGGGCACAGGGAGGGGACAGCUGGGUCUUCCGCCUUAGCCACAGGGACAGGCCAGGCCUCACAGCCAAGAGCCCCGGGAAGAGCUGCAUGCACACGGCUGGAGAGAGGCUCUGCACCCGAGCACAGCCUGCUGCGACUCCUCAUAGACUCGGAAAAUUGAUUCGAAGGCAGAGGUGAGUUUAGGAGGGUGGCUGUGCACAAAAUUCAGAGUCAGGAAUCAGCAUCUUUCAAAUUCAAGCACUUCCAGUUAGGAGAGACAAUGAAGAAAGAAAAGGCACCAUUCCCAACAGCAACAAAAAUUGUAAAUUUCUAGGAGCAAACGGCGGGCAGAUCUAUACCUGUUAUAGAGGGUCUGAGGCCUGACUGAGGACCACAGACCAGCAACAAGCCCGGUCUGUCCUGGGCGUCACGAGGUGCCAUCCCCCGUGCUGGCCGGCUGCCACAGCGGGGCCAAUUAAAACACCGGAGAACCCUGGAAUCAGGUAUAUUGAUUGUGAAGUUAACGUGGAAAAAUAAGUAAGAAAACUAAGGAAAUUCUGGAACAAAAGAUGAACAAGGGAACUGUGGCCACCAGCUUUUAACACACACUGGAGGCUGCACCUAGUCAGCCCCGUGUGGAGCUGGCGCGUGGGUCGCUCACAGUAACAACGCGAACGGUGAACACACGGGCAUUACAGACACGCCAAAGGGACGUUUUGAAUCAGUGAGGGGCUGUGUUCAGAUCAGCAGUGCAAAGCCACCCUCCCGGGUCUGUAUCCUGCAGUGAGGGGCUGUGUUCAGAUCAGUGGUGCAAAGCCACCCUCCCGGGUCUGUAUCCUGCAGACAGUCCGUGCCCGUCUAAUAUUCUGGGGACCCCUGCACAUCAGGCUGAGGUCAUGGGGUCACACAGUAGCAUUUCUCUGCAUUUCUGGCUAAUGACUGAGCAGAAAGGAUGUGUAUCGGCUCCAGGGUAAGGCAGUGAAAAACCAAUGUGCUAAAGAACUCUCACAGCUCAGCAAUACAAAGAUAAACAACCGAGUUAAAAAAUGGGCAAACUGGGAGAGGCCGGGCGCAGUGGCUCACGCCUGUAAUCCCAGCACUUUGGGAGGCCGAGCUGGGGGGAUCAUUUGAGGUCAGGAGUUUGAGACCAGCCUGGCCAACGUGGUGAAACCACAUCUCUGCUAAAAAUACAAAACUUAGCCACCACGUGGUGGCAUGCGCCUGUAAUCCCAGCUACUCAGGAGGCAGAGGCAAGAGAAUUGCUUGAACCUGGGAGGCAGAGGUUGCAGUGAGCUGAGAUCGCGCCACUGCACUCCAGCCUGGGCGACAGACAGAGACUCUAACUCAAAAAAAAAAAAGGCAAAAGAAUUUGAAUAGAUGUUUUUUCCAAAUAAUAUAUGCGACCAGCCAACAAGCUCAUGACAAGCUGCUUAACACCAUUAGCCACCAGGAAAAUGCAAAUAAAAACCACACGAGACCACACCUCACACCCACUGGGAUGGCUGGAACCAAAAGCAUCACAGGUGUCAGGGCGGAGACGUGGGAACCUCACAUGCGGCUGUUCUGUUCUUCAAACUGUGAAGCCGAAUUCCAUGUGACCCAGCAAUCCCACUCCUGGGUACACAUCCCCGAGAAUCAGAAACAAAAGCUUAUCCACACAAAAGCUCAUCCACAAAUGUUCCUGGUAGCAUUAUUCACAAUAGCCCAAAGGUGGGCACAGCCUACAUGUCCAUCGGCUGAGGGACAGAUGGGCACAUUGUGGCCUGGCCCCACACUAUUCUUCACCCGUAAAAAGGAAUGAAGCUCUGGCCCAUGCUCCAAAGUGGAUGAACCUCGCAAACAUUUGCCAAGUGAAGGAGGUCAGACGCAGACGGCCACAUAUCACAUGAGACCAUUUAUGUCAAAUGUCUGGAAUGGGCAGGUCCACGGGGACACAGAGUAGACUCCCAGCUGCCCGGGGCUGGGGGCGAGGGCACAGCUGGGGGAAAAUGGGAAGGGUCUUGGUCCAUCCCCGCUGCUGUAACAAAACACCUCAGACUGAGUAAUUUAUAAGCAACAGAAAUUUAUUUCCUGUAGUUCUCAAGCUGGGGAGUCCAAGAUCCAGGUGCCAGCAGGCUGGGGUCUGCUGAGGGCAGCUCCAAUGGCGUAUCCAGCCUCACAUGGCAGAAUUCGGAGGAAAAACAGCCAAGCUAGUUCCUUCUAGCCCUUUUAUAAGGGCUCUGAGGACAGAAUCAUGGCAAGGGAUGGGACCCUGGGGCACCUUUGGGACCGCAGAGCUCACUGCCUGCCUGGGUCUCCCCCAAUCCUGGCCCAGCCCUCCUUGGCCGCCCCAGCCAUGGCUCAGGCAGGCGCAAGCGCAGCUCCAACCGUUGCUCCCAAAGGCACAUGCGGUGGGCCUUGGCGGCAUCCACGCGGCGCUGACGCUGCAGGCGAUGGUGGCCUCCACCCAGAUUUCAAAGCAUGUUGCUGACAGCCUUGGGGCCCAGGCAGAGGCUCAUUGUGGGGUUGGAGCUGCCUCGGAGUCCCCACCGAGGCAAUGCUCACCGGAGCUGAGGUGGGGGCUGCCUCCGAGAUCCCAGGACUGCAGGGCCACCAGCGAGCAAGCACAGCCUGGGAGAGCAGCAGGCAGGAGACUCUGACCCAUGAGUGCUGAGCUGAGUGGGCUGAGCCCAGAGAAGCCGUGGGGGCCCAGCCCUGCCCCCGUGUGUAUGGAAGGUGGGCAGGGAGUCCAAGAUCAUCCCCUGUUCAUGUAUCCUACGAGUCCUGUCCCUCUAGAGAAUGCUGACUCAUACGAUUUUGUAUGUGAGAGUGGUGAGUACUGGGCCCGGCGUGCAGUGCCGUGGUUGGAACGUUUGCGUCCUCUAAAGCUCAGGCUGAAACUUAGACCCCGUGCAGUGCCGGGAGGUGGGGCCUGAUGGGAGGUGUUUGAUCCACUCACGAGGCAGAGCCCUUGUGACUAAAGCCACCAUGAAAAGGGCUGGUGGGGCAGGCCCACCCUCCAGCCGGUGAGGAUGCGACGUGCAAGGGCCAUCGUGGAAGAGGAGAACCCAACCUUGGCCUCCAGACGGGGAGGCAGGAAGUCUCUGUUGAUAAACUGCUGUCUGACGUUCUGUUGUGGCCGCACUCAAACCGUGGUGGGGAGCGGUUGCUAACAGGCACAGGACGUCUUCUGUGGAUGAUAAACGUGUUCCGGAAUGAGAUGAGUGGGGAUGGUUGCACAACUUCGUGAAGAUACUAAAAACCACUGAAUUGUACACUGUAAAGAGUGACUUGUGUGCAUGUGAAUUUCAUCUCAAUGAAGCUGUUCUGCGGGAGCCAGGUGAAGCACUGUGGAGGCCACGGCUCAAGAAGGCAGCACCGGCUGGGCGCAGUGGCUCACGCCUGUAAUCCCAGCACUUUGGGAGGCCGAGGUGGGUGGAUUACGAGGUCAAGAGAUCGAGACCAUCCUGACUAACACAGUGAAACCCCGUCUCUACUAAAAAUACAAGAAAGUUAGCCGGGCGUGGUGGCCGGCGCCUGUAAUCCCAGCUACUCAGGAGGCUGAGGUAGGAGAAUGGUGUGAACCCAGGAGGCGGAGCUUGCAGUGAGCCGAGAUCACGCCACUGCACUAUAGCCUGGGUGACAGAGCAAGACUCUGUCUCCAAAAAAAAAAAAAAAGGCAGCAUCAGAAAACCAGAAACUGCACGUGGACCUCAGUGUGGCAGGCACUCCCGGGGUGCAGACGGGGUGAAGGUAGCCUUCUCUGUGGUCACAUGCAUGUAACGGCACCUUCUCUCUCAGGGCCUCCUCCCUCCCUGCGUGGUUUGGGGGCUGUUCCUGAUAGCACAGAUGCCCUGGUCACAAACACCUGCCUGCGUUGCUGACCACAGGCCUGGCCUGGAGAAACCCACACCCUCUUCAGGGAAGCGAGCAAGGGGCUUGGCAGUGCCUGAAGCCAGUGGGCUGGGGACUCGUGGCCGGGACACUCAGGGCAGGUAGGGCGGGCAUGGGGCCCCAGCAUGGCACAGGGCCAGACCCACCCCCUCUUUGUCACUGCCCACAUACUGCGGGGGGAGGUGGAGGAACUGGGGCACCUGCAUUUGGCCUGCAGGGAAUCUGGGUCCCGCUGGCUGUGGGUGACCGCAGAGGGCCAUGUGGGCAGAGUGCAUCCAUGGGCGCCCCAGGCCAACCUCGUCAGGGUGGGAGGGGGAAGGGCCAGGAAGCCUCAGCCCAGACCAGGUAUGGUGGGAACAGUCCACACGGGAGGGGCCAGAACCGUCUAGAAGGCCCUGGUGUACAGGUCUGCUGCAACAGAGCCAGGAGGGCACGGGGGUGCCCACAUCCAGGGCAGAGGCACCACGUGGUGCUCAGUCAGUGGUCGGGGUCAGGCCUGGUUGGUGGCAUCGAGGACACUGCAGGCUUGGCCCCACCUCCAGGAGCUGGGCUUCCUCCACGUGCUCACAGCAAAGGCAGGGACCAGAGGGACCAGAGGGGUGGGGGGCUGCACCCACCCUCUCCUCUCUGCUCCCCUCCCCCUUACCACCCCGUCCAGCGAUGUCCACGCAGAUGGGAGAGUUGUGAGGUGCGUCCACACCUGGCCUGCAGUGGCUGCCCAGCUUCCUGCUAGGGAGAUGGGGCCGGUGCUGAUGGGGAACAGCUGUUGUGGGGGCAGCCAGAGGAAACCACGUUCCUGUGGGGCCGUGCGCCGUUUCUCCUGGAAUAACUGGAGGUGAUUUCAUGGAACCUGGAGGCUGGGCUUCAGGCUGGGGGAAGCGGCUCCAGACUGGGUCUUCUCCGUGGCUCUGCCCCCCUGCUCUCCUUGCUUGAGUGGUUGAGUGGUGGGGGCCCUGCAUCCUCUCAUGCCCACCCCCACCUUUCUCGCCAAAUUGUCGGAGGCUUUUGUCACCUGGAGACACUGUUCCUGCCAGCUCCAGCCCCUUCUCCUGCGAUGAUGUUGCCCUGUCCCUGCUGCGGCGAGACCAUGUUCCAGCCAGGCCAGGCCCUGACCAAGGGCUAACCACGGAAUGCACGUGGCAACACGGGCCACGUCUCACAUGUGGUCUUGGAAAACAUGGCCCCUCCUCUCCUGCCCUGGCCCCGGCCCCUCCUGCCAGCUGGACGUGGGCAUUUCUGCACCCAGUAGAACCCCGCAGCCAGGAAAGAUGCCUGGAAGGCUAGAGGAGAGGCGUGAUGGGGCGACCCCAUGUGUGGCGACAGAGCAGCACACCCAGCUAUUCUCAGCCACCAUGUGGGAGAGAAAUGACGCCUCUGUCGAGCUCCCCAUGGCCGGAGCUGCUCCAUACAGCAUCCUAACCUUCACCCCAACUACUCAGUUGCCAUGGCAAAGGGAAUAUUUUGACUCCCUUUUUUUUAAAUUUCCAGGUGAUUAUUGCUAGGAGUGGGAAGUU
Molecule: messenger RNA, 8700 nt
Organism: Gorilla gorilla gorilla (western lowland gorilla)
Lineage: Eukaryota; Metazoa; Chordata; Mammalia; Primates; Hominidae
Source: RefSeq, a predicted model, not a curated record